GAAUAACGUCUGUCUGUAAUCUGUUCACUGUUGAAGACAGUGUAUGACUGUAUGUUUUGGAGAAAAGUGGAACGAAAACGGUGAAAACUAUUAAUGCGUGUUACAUUAUUUACAACACAAUAAAAAUUAUGUAUCGUGGAUGGAGCGAAUAGUAGUAUUUACUCACACCUAAUUACUACUUAAGUUGGUAAGAUGCAGGAUUGUAAGUUCUAUAUAAGAAGCACAAAUACUGACUUUGUAGAAAAGCAGCGAAACAUAUUAGACUUAAUAAACGCAUUUGACAAGGAGAAACAUGAAAAGGAAAAGGAAGAUCCUGACAGAAGUUGUACGGAGUCUAUGGAAGUCGACAGCACAUGUGAAAGAGUGUCACUGAAGAGGAAAAGAUCAGAAACGAAACAUUUCAGAGGUAAAGAGAGUAUUUUUAAGAAACCAAUCGACUUCCCUCCUCGUUUUCGUGUUAGAGAUAUACCAGAUCAUCAAAGAAAUCCGCACAAAUGGGUGAAGUAUACUCUAGGGGAUGUGUCGCCAGACGAUAUGACAAAUCAGGCUAAUACAGCUGCUGCUCUGUCAUUUCUUCGAGAGUUGGAAGAAAGGAAACAGAAACAAACUCCAGAAGGUAACAAGGAAGAAGUCAGACGAAUCAUUUUCAAACCUUCACAUCAGGUCGCAAAGAAAGCAAGUGACCAACUGGUAGAAGAAACUUCGAAUGCAAGUAGAACAGAGAGUUUAAAGACUUCAGUUUUCAGGAGCUCCAAACUCGUGAUGCCAGAAUACGUUGUUGGGAUGGAAAAGAAAACUAGGCCAAAAAAGAUCAAAAAAGACAAUUCUCAAUCCACUCUAAGAAAAGUGUCACUUAAUCACUUGUAUGAAAAUGAAGAUGAAUGAAAAGAACGUGUAAUUCCUUGUGCGUGAAUUACGCAUUCAGAUUGUGUGUGUGUGUGUGACAUGGAUAUAGUCAAUAUAUGAGUGGUCCUGAAGUAGUAGUGAUUAACAGAUAAAUACAGUGAAAUAUGUUAAAGAAAUGCUUGUUAAUGCAGAAGUAAACCAGUAUGUAGCAUGUUCAGUCACAUAUUUUAUUUUACCCGACAAGUUGACAGUUUUGAUGCUUGUCUGUAUUUUACUUUCCUGUUUGCCUUUGUGUAAAACUUCCUAAAAUACUGGUAUAGUAGUUUAUCCUACAGAGUCGCACUACAUGUAUUGUUUUAUAAAAGGCAGUUAAUCACUUUAAGUGGCACAGGUAGCUUGUAAGUGUUUGCGAGUCAAAAUAGUACCGAAAUAAUGUUGACUGGUUUCUGUUCUUUACCAUCAAAACAAGGAAUUUUUGCAAAAAUGGAGUUAAAUAUUGCUAUAACACCGCCAUUUUUUUCAGUUUAUACGUCAAUUCAAAUGAAAGGUAGCCUAAUAACUGAUAGUUUGUACCUGGAUUUUAAGCAGACAUAUAGGAUAACGUUGUUUCUCUUGUGUAAUGUUACACAACAUAUCACUUAAAAGAUAAAAUUUGCAACUGCAAACUCGUGUGAUAAGAGUCUGCAGAAAUGUGUUAAUAUGGUUAUAAGGCUGUAACUGAUUCAGUAGACUCUUUCAUCAGUUGACAGCCUAUCACAUUAUAAUUCAAUGUGUGACAAAUUAGUUUAAGUUUGUGCUACGUAAAUCUUACAAUAUAAACUUUGCGUUGGUAGCAUUUGGUACAUGACCUUUUAUCUCAAUGGUGCUAAAUGGUUUGACGUAAGGGAAUGAAGACCUCCUUUAAAAUUGUUUCAGCAAUAACGAAUGAGAUAAGUGGGAGAAUAAGGUGAAAAUUUGUUUUUCAAUGAAACGCAUAAUCCUUUUUAACUGGGGGACAGUAGAGCAAUUUCAAGAAUUUUUACAUGGCCUUCAUAAUAUCUUAUUCAUGGUUUGGAGCAACAUUAGUUUUUCCUUAGCCACCUGCACUUUUUCUUUUUUGAUGUCCCUCUUAUGGUGAAGAAAUGUGUAUAUGUGGGAAAGCUAGGGAUUAAAACUUGUUUUAAUUAUAGGUACGUAAACUCGGGUCCAGUUUUAUGAACUGGUUAUUGAUAUCAGUAAGCUACUUUUUUUUUGGGAGGUAUUACUGUUAGUAUCAUUUUACUACACCUGUUUUUAUAGUAUUGUGUGAGUAUUUAAUUACACUUUUAUGGUCUUUACUUGAAACUUCACACAAAAUCUCAAGCUUACAAUUACAAGCAUUCCAUUUAAAUUAAAUGUAAGGUGGAAAAGGCUUUGCCAUUACUAAUACAUACCUUGUUGUCAUUGUGAUGGACACUUCCUAGUGGGAUGCCUCGGAGCAUAUUAUAAAUACUUCAGUGCCUAGUGUAAAACCUAAAUUUGGAGAGAUUUUUGGGCCAAUCCUUUUGGCAGUCCUGUCAUUUACACUGUGACAAUUGAAACUUUCAGAGAUUGAGCAGUCAUUUGACAUGUUUCAUAUUAUGAUUCACUUCAUAACACUACUGUUAAUUUUGCUGUAAAGUACCAGAAAUGUUAGCAAAACUUUACAUCUAUAUUGAGUUUGCAUCGUUUCGUACACAUCGUGUUAGGUAGUCCCGACAUAUUUUUGGUCAGUGGUUAAGACAGCUGAUAGGUGGCGUACGCCAUUACAUUAUCUUUAGAAGUAGUGUGUGUGUGUGUGUGUGUGUGUGUGUGUGUGUGUGUGUGUGUGUGUGUGUGUGUGUGUGUGUGCGCGCGCACAUGAAGAAACUUCCUCACUUUUGAAAGCAAUUUCUCAUGAUUUGUUAGUGUGUGAUGCAACAUGUUUACAUACUAAUUAAUUCUGUAACUCAGUUGCUGAACUUGUCAGUAAGAGCAUACAGAAAGAAUGAAAACUGUACUGAACUGCAUACUUGUAACUUUGAUAUUUUUUGAUUGGUUCGAUAACACUUUCAUCAAGAGUAUAAUAUUUGUAUGUGUAUGACGAAUUGAAUGGUGUUUUAUUCGAAUAAUUAAUUAAUCUGUUAGCUGUAAACUAGGUCCUGAUACCUCGACUCCCCCCCCCCCCCACACCAGCCCCCUCCCCGUGCAUUGAACUACUGAGAAGUAUAAUUGUAAUAUUGACAGAGACAGCUUCACUUGAUUUAUCAUUUAUGUGUAUGAUGAGAUACAUUGUUAAGAACCUCAUAAUAAUCAGUUGAGUACUUUGUUUUAUGUUGCAUUUUUAUUGAGACGACUUGCUAUGUUUAUUUUUAUGCAAAAGAAAUUAAUUUCUAGACACUGAUGUAUGAAAUGAAAUGUAUCAGAUGUGUAUAAAUGUUUGUAAUAAACUCAUAUGUGCUGUAGUAUAUUCAGAAAUAAUCAGACUUGAAACACUGAGAGGUUUGUGUAUCU
Schistocerca nitens (vagrant locust) is the source of this 3336-nucleotide messenger RNA. RefSeq lists its product as uncharacterized. The transcript has a single exon. NCBI's taxonomy places the organism in Eukaryota, Metazoa, Arthropoda, Insecta, Orthoptera, Acrididae. Bases 193 to 885 code for a protein of 230 amino acids. The record is from RefSeq and is a predicted model, not a curated record.